AUGGCUCACCAUAUUUCAUUUCUUUGGAUAGUUUUGGUCCUGCUUCUUCAGAAUUCUGUAUUAGCUGAAGAUGGGGAAAUAAGAUCAAGUUGUCGUACUGCUCCGACAGAUUUAGUUUUCAUCUUAGAUGGCUCUUACAGUGUUGGCCCAGAAAACUUCGAAAUAGUGAAAAAGUGGCUUGUCAAUAUCACAAAAAACUUUGACAUAGGACCAAAGUUUAUUCAGGUUGGUGUGGUCCAGUAUAGUGACUACCCUGUAUUGGAGAUUCCUCUUGGAAGUCAUGAUUCAGGAGAGAAUUUGAUGGCAGCAGUGGAAUCCAUACAUUACCUGGGCGGAAACACAAGAACCGGAAAGGCCAUCCAGUUUGCACUUGAUUACCUUUUUGCCAAGUCCUCACGGUUUCUGACUAAGAUAGCAGUAGUACUUACUGAUGGUAAAUCCCAAGAUGAAGUUAAAGAUGCAGCAGAAGCAGCAAGAGACAGUAAAAUAACAUUAUUUGCUAUUGGUGUUGGUUCAGAAACAGAAGAUGCAGAACUUAGAGCAAUUGCAAAUAAGCCUUCAUCUACUUAUGUGUUUUAUGUGGAAGACUAUAUUGCAAUAUCCAAAAUAAGGGAGGUGAUGAAGCAGAAACUUUGUGAAGAAUCUGUCUGUCCAACACGAAUUCCAGUGGCAGCUCGCGAUGAGAAAGGGUUUGAUAUUCUUUUAGGCUUGGGUGUAAAGAAAAAGGUUAAGAAAAGAAUCCUGCUUUCACCAACAAAGAUAAAAGGAUAUGAAGUGACAUCAAAAGUUGACUUAUCAGAAUUCACAAGCAAUGUUUUCCCCGAAGGUCUUCCUCCAUCAUAUGUAUUUGUCUCCACUCAGAGAUUUAAGGUCAAGAAAAUGUGGGAUCUAUGGAGAAUUUUAACCAUUGAUGGAAGGCCACAAAUAGCAGUUACCUUAAAUGGUGUGGAUAAAACGUUACUCUUUAUAACAACCAGCAUAAUUAAUGGCUCACAAGUGGUCACUUUCGCUGACCCUCAAGUUAAGACAUUAUUUGAUGAAGGCUGGCAUCAGAUUCGUCUCUUAGUAACAGAACAAGAUGUAACUCUGUAUAUUGAUGAUCAACAAAUUGAAAACAAGCCCUUACAUCCAGUUUUAGGGAUCUUCAUCAGCGGGCAAACUCAAAUCGGAAAGUAUUCUGGGAAAGAAGAAACUGUUCAGUUUGAUGUCCAGAAGUUGCGAAUCUACUGUAACCCAGAACAGAACAACCGAGAGACAGCAUGCGAGAUUCCUGGAUUUAAUGGUGAGUGCCUCAAUGGUCCCAGUGAUGUAGGUUCAACCCCAGCUCCCUGUUUCUGUCCUCCAGGAAAGCCAGGACUACAAGGCCCCAAAGGUGAACCUGGACAGCCUGGGGACCCUGGCUACCCUGGACAAUCUGGUCAAGAUGGUAAGCCUGGAUAUCAGGGAAUUGCAGGAUCACCAGGUGUCCCAGGAGCCCCAGGAGUACAAGGAGUCCCAGGACUACCAGGUUACAAAGGAGAACCAGGGAGAGAUGGUGAAAAGGGUGACCGUGGACUUCCUGGUUUUCCUGGGCUUCACGGAAUACCAGGAUUAAAGGGUGAAAUGGGCCCCAAAGGAGAUAAAGGAUCAACUGGAUUUUAUGGCAAAAAGGGUGCAAAAGGGGAAAAGGGAAAUGCUGGAUUUCCUGGCCUUCCUGGACGUGUUGGAGAACCAGGAAGACAUGGAAAGGAUGGAUUAAUGGGUAGUCCUGGUUACAAGGGAGAAGCAGGACCUCCAGGUGCUCCAGGUCAGGAUGGAUCACGAGGAGAGCCUGGAAUGCCAGGAUUUCCUGGAAACCAAGGAUUAAUGGGACAGAAAGGAGACAUUGGGCCUCCAGGACCACUAGGAAAAAAAGGAGCUCCAGGGAUUCCUGGUUUGAUGGGACAUGAUGGCUCGCCCGGUCAGCCUGGAACACCAGGAUCUAAGGGAAAUAAAGGUGAACCUGGACUUCAAGGGAUGCCUGGGGCUUCUGGACUAAAGGGAGAACAAGGAGCAGUAGGUCCCCCAGGAGAACCAGGGUACCUGGGUUUACCUGGAAUUCAAGGAAAAAAGGGGGACAAAGGAAGUCAAGGUGAAAGAGGCAUUCAGGGCCAAAAGGGAGAAAAUGGAAGACAAGGGAUCCCAGGGCAACAGGGAAUUCAAGGCCAUCAUGGUGCAAAAGGAGAGAGAGGUGAAAAGGGAGAGCCUGGUGUCAGAGGUGCCACUGGACCAAAAGGAGAGUCUGGGGUGGACGGCCUGAUGGGGCCUGUGGGUCCCCAGGGGCAGCGUGGGGAAGCAGGUCCUCAGGGACCUCCAGGAUUGGAUGGGAAACCCGGUAGAGAAUUUUCAGAACAGUUUAUUCGACAAAUUUGCACUGAUGUAUUAAGAGCUCAGCUACCAGUCUUACUUCAGAGUGGAAGAAUUCAAAGUUGUGAUCAUUGCCAGUCCCAACACGGUUCCCCUGGCAUUCCUGGGCCACCUGGUCCCAUAGGCCCGGAAGGUCCUCGAGGAUUUCCUGGUUUGCCAGGAAGAGAUGGUGUUCCUGGGUUAGUGGGUGCUCCUGGACAUCCAGGUGCCAGAGGAUUAAAAGGUCUACCAGGAAGAAAUGGGGCAAAAGGGAACCAAGGGUUUGGGUACCCCGGAGAACAAGGUCCUCCUGGUCCCCCAGGUCCAGAGGGCCCUCCUGGAAUAAGCAAAGAAGGUCCUCCAGGAGACCCAGGUCUCCCAGGCAAAGAUGGAGAUCAUGGAAAACCCGGAAUCCAAGGGCAACCAGGACCUCCUGGCAUCUGCGAUCCAUCGCUAUGUUUUAGUGUAAUUGUCGGAAGAGAUCCGUUUAGAAAAGGACCAAACUAUUAGUGCCUGAUGCCUCAUUCAGCAACCUAGGCAUGGUGCUUUUCUCUUAUGGCCUUUUGCAUCUCAGGAAGAUA
Molecule: messenger RNA, 2945 nt
Organism: Odobenus rosmarus divergens (Pacific walrus)
Lineage: Eukaryota; Metazoa; Chordata; Mammalia; Carnivora; Odobenidae
Gene: COL21A1
Product: collagen, type XXI, alpha 1
Exons: 29
Coding region: 1-2874 (957 amino acids)
Source: RefSeq, a predicted model, not a curated record